UCCUUAAUAUUAGAGUAAGAGGUAUCUACUAGGGUAGCGCGCCUCAUCUUAAAAUAAAUCUUUGCUUACCAGCGGGCGAGGUUGGUGAUGAAUAGGGAAGCCCCUAUUGUUCUUAAAAUCAUGUCAUUUGCCUUACUACAAAGAAGUUUCUACAGAAACAAAUUGAAUUGUAAUUCUCAUACUAUUUGUACGAGGAUAAAAACGCAAUUAACUACUUCAUUUAAUAAUUCAUAAUUUUCAUAGAGGUUCAAAUUAUAUAAAAAAUAUAUACCCACUUAUGAUGUUUGUAAUGCCAUAUUUUGUAGGUACAAUGUCGUCCAUCAGACACAGCGGCUAAUGCAACAGCAUCCGACCACUCUAACUUGUUUGUGGGAAACACGACAGCAUCAAACGACACGCGCCUGGGGUCCUUCGUAUCACAGCUGGGUAAUGUUGAGAAACAAAUCGACGACACCCUGGCAGCUAUAUCGCCUUUUAUUAAUUUCAUGUUCGAUACUGAGAGCGAUGGUGAAGAUGAUGACGAUGAAUGUGUUGAUCAAAUGAUCAUACAACUUGUCCCUCAAUAUAUUACUCCCAAAGAAGCUAAAGAGAUUGAAAAUGAAGCAGAGGAAUUGAAAGAACAAAAUGAACAAGCAAGUCUAUCAAAAGGAGAAUCUCAGGAUGAAGAUAUUCAACGCGAUGAUGAGUUAGAUGAUCUCUCGGAUUCCUCUGAAUCUAGUGAAGAUUUAGAUGAUGAUGAUAGUGAAGAAGAAGAAGUACUUCCAGGUUAUGACGAGUAUUAUCCAAGAUAUAGAAUUUAUGAUACUCGUGAUACUGUAUAAAUACACCUUUAUAAGAUAGGACGGGUUGGAAGCGUAUAGUAUUGUUUAUAAUGUUAGCUUAUAACAAUAGAAAAAUGUUUUUU
This is a messenger RNA of Zerene cesonia (dogface butterfly), 904 nucleotides long. RefSeq lists its product as uncharacterized. Lineage: Eukaryota; Metazoa; Arthropoda; Insecta; Lepidoptera; Pieridae. The coding region runs from base 486 to 821 and encodes 111 amino acids. The record is from RefSeq and is a predicted model, not a curated record. The transcript is spliced from 2 exons.